AUGGCGGGUGCUUCAUCCGGCGCUGGCCGCGAUACUGAUAGCGGUUAUGCAGAAUCAUUUGCAUGGAGAUCUAGCCGAACCGUCUCAGUUAACCAAGAUGCGUCGUUGUUGUCGUGGGGUAGUGGCAGCGCACCCUCCUUACCAUCGGUAGAUAAUGAAUCUCAAGCGGAUACUAUGUCGAUUUCGGAGAGCUUGCGAUCCUCAACUGCAUCAAUAAAUUCCAGUUUAUACCAUUUCAUUCAAGAAAACGGUCGGACUUAUCAUAGAUACAAGGAAGGCAGAUAUUUUCUACCAAAUGAUGCUGAAGAGCAAGAAAGAUUAGACCUUCAACAUCAACUUUUCAUAAUAGCUAUAGGGAAUAAACUUAACAUAGCCCCUAUACCAGAUAAUCCUCCAAGGGUGUUAGACAUUGCCACAGGGACAGGUAUAUGGGCUAUAGAGUUCGCUAUCCAACAUCCCAGAUCAGAGGUUAUCGGAACGGACCUAAGUCCUAUCCAACCCGAAUUUUUACCGGAAAACUGUAGGUUCGAGAUCGACGAUGCGGAGGACGAGUGGGUUUAUAGUGAACCAUUUGACUUCAUCCACGGGCGCGCACUCAUGAGCUGCUUCAACGACCCCGCCGCCGUCGUGCGACAAGCAUUCGCGAACCUAGCGCCCGGUGGUGUCUUAGAGUUCCAAGACGCUUUGUUCCCUAUGAAUUACAUCGGGGAGCCGCCUCGGGAGUCCGCCUUGUACCGGUGGAACGAGAAAAUGUUGGAGGGUGUAGCGCGGCUAGGUCGCUCCUGGAGCAAUGCUCAGAAUUAUCAUCGCUAUUUCGAGGAGGCGGGCUUUGAAGAUAUCGUUGAGAAGCGCUUUUACUGGCCUACGAGCCCCUGGGCCAAGGGCUUGUAUUUCAAGACUGUCGCUACGUAUUUUCAGGAGGAUAUGUUGAUGGGACUUGAGGGUGUCAGUCUCAAGGUGCUGGCGGGUUUAGGCAUGUCGCCUGAAGAAGUGCGCGAGUUCGCCGAAGAGGUUAAGAAGGAUUUCAAGGAUACUAGUAUACACGCUUAUUUGACAGUAACGUACAUAUAUGGCAAGAAACCGAACCGCACGACUGCACGGUAACGCGUACAUAUCAACUCCAAUGAUAAUAUUCAUUAAUUAUGGUGAUACUAUACACCAAGGCCUAUUCGACUACAUGACUGUUCUCAAGCUUAGACCGAAGCGAGAGAUGAGCGCGAUUCCGGUAUUCACAACAACUACAACGUAGCGGCAAAUUACUUCACGAUAAAUGCGGCUGCGGACGUCGUGUGAAGUUACCCUGCUCUUUCACUUGUUAUGCCAAUUGUAACCCUUCAAUUGGCAAUCGUUAGCUUCUACUGCAUCAAUGAGUACUCUCUAGUUCGGGCCGAAGUGCCUAGAUCCGAAAUGACGUCCCGACGGCCUGGAUCUCUGUUAUUUUACUAAACACAUAUCCCCUACUUCCGGGAGGGGCAGCGUUCGGUUAUUACCUGUUUAACGUCGUAUUCCGUCCAAUGGCGAAUGUCCCCCUUGAAUGCUGAUUGCGGAAGUCUUUAGUUUCCAGUACAAUUUUACCCAUUCCAUCACAUACCUAAAUGAGGGAUAAAUCACAUGAAAACUUGGAUUAUUUUAUUACCUUGUCUACGUCGGCGCUAACAUAACGAAAUCGGACUAAUUUACAGCCUUAAGGCUUGUCCGGGAA
Molecule: messenger RNA, 1702 nt
Organism: Hypoxylon trugodes
Lineage: Eukaryota; Fungi; Ascomycota; Sordariomycetes; Xylariales; Hypoxylaceae
Product: S-adenosyl-L-methionine-dependent methyltransferase
Exons: 11
Coding region: 1-1104 (367 amino acids)
Molecular function (GO): methyltransferase activity
Source: RefSeq, a predicted model, not a curated record